Molecule: messenger RNA, 566 nt
Organism: Paramacrobiotus metropolitanus
Lineage: Eukaryota; Metazoa; Tardigrada; Eutardigrada; Parachela; Macrobiotidae
Exons: 4
Coding region: 43-513 (156 amino acids)
Source: RefSeq, a predicted model, not a curated record
UAUAGCUGGGUGCUGUUAGCAAUUUUCGGCUUCAAUCUGGCUAUGGCAUGCUCGUUUAUAACGGCGAUUAUUGCGGCGCCGCCAAAGAUUGUCACGGGAAUUGUGUUGAAUUAUAGCAGCGUUGCGAUCUUCUUCAGCUAUGCGGUGUUGUUUGCCAUUCCACUUGUGCAGGUGCACGAAAAGGCCGAUAAAUUCGCUUUACAUCUAUACGAAUUACGAAUGGAUGCGGAAAGCCAAACCAGCGCACAGAAUAUGAUACUCAAAAACGGCCAAAAUCUGAUCGCGAUUGUCGAUCUACUGGAAGAAAAGGCACGACAUUACGUUCUUUACUUUACCGGCGGCAGUUUAAUACAUUACUCACGAGGCCUUUUAGCAGCGGCAUGCACAUUUUUGGUUUCCGGUGGUUUAUUGGCUCUCGAAGUAGUUAGCAGAGCCGAACCAUCUUCUCCACAAUUGCUGGACUGCAGUAUCUGUGGGAUUGGAAACGGUACCCGUCUGAUUGCACGCUCUUAAACUGCAUCCAUUUUGGUUGCCGGUCGACAUUUUCUUUGUACGCUUGUUGUUUA